Messenger RNA from Ostertagia ostertagi, 6642 nucleotides. The record is from the annotation of a GenBank genome assembly. Lineage: Eukaryota; Metazoa; Nematoda; Chromadorea; Rhabditida; Trichostrongylidae.
AUGAAUACAUCGCAAAAUACGGCGACUACAGAUCGGAUAUUACCAAAGCCAUCGAAAUUCCUCGAACGAAUCGACAUGCACGAAAUACUCAUCGCUGAACAUUUGGCACAUCAAGGAAUUGAUUGCGAGCCUAAACAACUCUCUUCGCAGCAACCACAAAUCAACAACGUCCAGCAAGGCGACAAUUACAACAGCAGGUCAUUAUACGCUAAUCAACUUCAUGCCAACUCUCCAUAUGCCACCUCCCAGCUUGAUCGCCACGAGAACAGCCAAUUCAACUACUUCGAUGCGUCACUACUAUCACGACUAGAUCUUCCGUCAUUUUCUGGAAAUCUGAUCGAAUUCCCAGAAUUUUGGUCUCGCUACAACACACUCGUGCACUCGAAGACGUCAUUAUCUGGCGCAACGAAAUUCUCGCUUCUAAAAAGUUGUUUGAAAGGACGAGCACUGCAAUGCGUGGAAGGUCUACCAAUUACCGAUGGAGACUACAUCACUGCUGUCGACAUUCUCCAUAUGACAUACGACAAUCCGUGCGCUAUUCGCCAUCUCAUCUACACGCAACUUUCAAACCUUCCACAGUGCGAUGCCGAAGGAAAACAACUCCAAGACAUCUACCUCAAGAUGUUGCGCCUCGUCCGCCAAUACACCUCAAUCACACCAGGAUCGCCAGAAUAUGGACUGGGUGCUCUCCUCUACAACAAGCUGCCUAAAUUCGUCAAAGCGCGCAUCUACGAUAAAACCGGAGUCACUCUUACUACCACGUCUGGAAGAAACAAGAACAACUCUCUCCACGGAAAAACACGACAACUCUGCCACCAGCGAGCCAACGCAAUCCAACACAGUGCCCUUUUUGCAAACGGACCAAUCACAAUGCCUAUCAAUGCCGGAUUUUCUCGACCGCAUGAAGAAAGACGAACUGCCACCCGAAAAAAUAAAUUAUGUUUCAAAUGUCUCCGACCGGAUCACCGCACAACCUCCUGCACUCGCCCAGCCUGCUACUUAUGCAAUUACCACCAUCACCCAGCACUAUGCUUCAAAACGAAGGAUCUUCGGAGAACUUCGCAGGCGACAAAGGCAAACGAAUCCAACUUCCGUCAGAAUGUAGUUUCUUCCAGCAAAACUCAAGACGAUCGAAAAAGAUACUGGCAAUGGGACAACAAAAACGCUCGCCUCUCGAGACAACCACCACAAUCUACAUCAACAAGCAACACGAGAACGAUCAAUUUCUCCGUGGACACCGACAAAAACUAUCAGAAGGACGACAACGACAUCAGUCGCACAAUCGCCGAUCACACGAAUGCCGAACCAAGCUCAUCGUACGCAGCGGUGAUUCACUCCACAUCAACAAAGAGUAACAACCAGGACAGCGAUGACGAACAAGGAACUGGAGAACAAAUACUCCUGAUGUGUGCAAAAGUCACCCUCGCGAAUCCCGACGAUAUGACGAAGCAACUAAUCACCACGGCAUUCCUUGAUAGCGGAUCAUCACACUCAUACAUCACUUCAGACGUGGCUGAAUAUCUUCAACUUCGCAGUGUCGGUAACCAAAUAACACUCCACACGUUUGGAUCAAGAGAGCCACUGUCCGUCUCAUCGAGCCUUCAUAAAGUCAACAUGCUGCUUCCUGAUGCGACUCCUUACUCAUUGGACGUUCAAUCGCUACCACACCUCACCAAACCAUUGAUGGCCCCAUGCGAUCUUCAAACCGCACUACGCGAACUCUCCGACAACAUACCACUAUCUACGCAACCAGUCCACACAGGUAUUCUCAUUGGAAUGGAUCAUUUCUGGCAAUUAGUUCUUUCACCGCAAUUCUACUCUGUGCCCCUCCCGAGUGGAUUUCACUUACUCAACACGCGACUGGGACAGAUGAUCAGUGGCAAGAAAAUGUCCACUCGCACAAUCAACAUAGCAGUUCGCGACGAUCCUGAUCAUCCAUUCAACAAAGACGCACUCGACAAAAUGGUUGAACGCUUUUGGACUUGUGAGUCUCUCGGAACUCCUAACGAAGCUAGCUCAAAAGAUGACAUUAUCUGCCUCGACUUCUUUAAUAACACCACUCGUUAUGAUGAGGACGAAUGCCGUUACUAUACACGACUCCCUUUCAAAAGUGAACCACCAGAGGUACCAGAGAAUUUCCAAUACAGCCUCUCCUGCUUACGAUCAAAUUGGAAAACACUCUCAAAGGAUCCCGAACACUUACGAAAAUACCACGCCAUAAUUCAAGACCAAAUUCAACGAAGCAUCAUCAAAGAAGUUCCUCUCUCGGAAACCGACUCACCAGGUACAUUUUUAUCACAUCAUGCAGUUAUUCAGCAAUCGAAGAAGACGACUAAAAUACGACUGGUCUACAAUGGUAGCGCAAAAAAACUAUUCCAAUCGGCAGGAAUGAAUGUCAGAGAAUGGGCAACCUCCAAUAAGCACGUGAGUAUUACAAUCGAACAAAAUGAGAGCUGUAACAUGGACACGACUGUGAAGCUUCUGGGUAUUCCAUGGAACACGACAAAUGACACAUUGACGAUCUGCAUGCCAACGGUUCUCGACAAACCUUCACAUCAGCAGCAGUGGAACAGCAUCAUAGACUCCUGGACAGUCCAAUCCAUCGAAAUGCCGCGAAAACUCUUCUCAGGGCCACAAAAUCAGUCGUCAACGCAACUUCACGUGUUUACUGAUGCGUCGCAAAACGCAUACUGUGCAGUCGCAUAUAUGAGAACAAAAAUGGACGGACACAUCGAUGUCAAGUUACUGAUGGGCCGAACGAGAUUAGCUCCACUUCACAACGCAGUCACCAUUCCUCGUCUCGAACUAAGUGCCAUGACUCUAGGAUCCACGCUCAUGAAACAUAUCACGAAAGAAAUGGGCAUUCAUUUCAACGAACGAUAUCUUUGGUCGGACUCUAAAGCCGCACUCCAGUGGACGAAAGCCACUACGAGACUUCCUGUUUUUAUCCAGAAUCGAGUAAAAGCCAUCAAAGCAAAUGCAGCUGAUGCUAUCCUACGCCAUGUGCCCUCAACUUCGAAUCCAGCUGACGUUGGAACGCGAGGAACAACCAUUGAAGCUCUCCUCCAAGAAGAUCAGUGGUGGAACGGUCCUUCUUUUCUCAAGCUAGAGGAAGAACAAUGGCCUAAGGACAAGAAUGAAGACAUCACAGUUUGCGACGAUGGUAUUGUUUGCCCUGCAAUAAGUGCACCACUCCAGAACCCAACGAAUCUUCUCAUCGAGAACCCUACCAAGUUCAGCAGUUGGAAGAGACUCCUGAGAACGAUAGUCACAGUGUUCACCUUCAUCUUCAACAUCAAUAAAAGCAUUGCUAAGAAAAAAGGAAGGAAUCUCACAAUGCCGGACCAUGUUAACAAAGCGACGCUAGCUCUAUUCCAUCAAGCACAGAUCCGUCACCCUCUCUCCGACGAUCAAAAACGAACUCUUCACGCAUUUUUCGAUGAAGACACAAGACUAUGGAGGUCCAAAGGACGAACAACAAAUUCAACUCUGUCGUAUGAUGCAAACAACCCGAUUAUUCUUCCACGCAAGGAAUGGAUUACAUGGCUCUACAUUCUUCACAGCCACCAAGAGAACCACCACACUGGCGUAUCACAAACUCUCACAACGCUUCGACAACAUGUGUGGAUCCCACAAGGCCGAACAGAGGUUAGAAAAGUCAUAAACAGACUUUGUUUAUACUGCAAAAGGGAAAAAGCAACACCGUUUCGUCUUCCACCAUUCCCCGACUACCCUCUGCAGCGAGUAGUCCAACCGCUUCAUCCAUUCACCAAUUGUGGCGUUGACUAUGCAGGACCAUUUACGACAAAAUUCAACAACGAAGAAAUUAAGGUCUGGAUAGCCUUGUUCACGUGUUUGAACACACGUGCAGUAUACAUCGACAUAGCCACCAGUCUAAGUGCGUCAUGUUUCUUGAAUAUCCUUCGUCGAUUCAUUUCCUGUAACGGACGUCCGAAAUGGAUCCUCUCAGACAACGCCUCCGCCUUCGCAUCUGUUGCCAGCGUACUGUCUCCACUUCUGACGGAAGAGGACAAGAAUCUGUUUGAUUACUGCGCUCACCACAACAUUAAAUUCAAAUUCAUACCAGCUCUCGCGCCUUGGCAAGGCGGUGUAUACGAGCGCAUGAUCAAGAUCUUCAAGUCUUCAUUCAAAGCAGCUAUCAGAAACAACAAAGUGGAACUGGAUGAAUUCACCACCUUAGCAAAGGAAUGCGAAGCAGUUGUAAAUUGUAGACCAAUCACUUACGUUUACAACGAUAUCGACUCCGGCUAUCCACUACGACCAGUAGAUUUUCUAAAGCCAUUCGCACUAUUGGGAUCUCCUCGACUUCAGCAAGAAUACGACACCGACGACGAAUGGACAACAAGAACGACGACAGCAGAUGAUUUAUACCAAAGAUGGACGUUCACCUUAGACCUACUCAACAAAUUCUGGAAGCGAUGGCACGAUGAAUAUCUUACGAGCCUCAGAGAACAGUACCAGCGAGAGCAUCAUCAAGCUCACCUUCUAUCAUCAGAGACCCCUCAAAAGGAUCAUAUCGUUCUUAUCCACGAUGCCAACAAACCAAGAGGUCAGUGGAAGCUAGCUCGUAUUAUUGAUUCAUCGGACCACUGUGCAACGCUUAAACUUCCUAGCGGAAACGUUACUACAAGACCAUUCAACCUAUUGUAUCCACUAGAAGUAGCACCAUCGACAGCAACACAUUCUGAAAAACAUGGAGAAAAAACGAAGAACACAGCACCUGCUUCUUCGGAAAGAUACUUCUCACCCUUACUUUCGCCCAGAUUAACUCCUACACCCCGCCAAAAACCCGCUGCACGUCACGACCGCAAGACGAUCAACCAAAUCAUCUACGCAGACCAGUGCACACCACGAGGAAUAGCCGUUGCAACAUCCACACUAACGGAAAACCAUCAAUCGUUCUGUUGGUUGCAGCUAACAUGUCCUGUUGGACACAUACGAAUCCCUAUACCACAACUUCCGAAUACAGGAUUUUGCGGAAAAGAAUGCAGCUGCCCAAGUUGGACGACCUCUUGCAGUGCGUAUAAUGGACGACUAGCCAAGGACUCUACCCUUGCGAAAACUCCAUUCAACAUUGCACAUUUCAUUCCUCCCCACGUCUGCUCAUUCACGCCAGCCGCACAUUGCUCGAAGCACAGCAAACUCGGAGUUUUCUAUCAAAUUCAACUCUAUGAUGACACUCUCAUUCUCGUACCCGAGCUACAUAUCAAAUCAGUGGAAUUUCAAGACAAAAAUGACUACUACUGUUUCGAUCAUGCAGGAAACGAACUCAACGGCUUUCGCUUUGCCACGAAACGGACUGGAACACCCGCAUUUUGCCGAAGACACCCGUGUGUUGAUCCAGACGAUGCAAGAAUGUUCUGCACAUAUUCGACCCCAACGACAUCAUACUAUUCCAACGACUCUUCCAUCCUCAUAAAAGCAUGGGGAACAACGACGCGGACCUAUUACCCGCAUAAGGAAACUUCACUGGACACAUCAAAACCGCACUUCACUAUCCCACAAUGCACGUCAGGCGGACUGCUCAUCGACACUACGGAGAAAUACGACAUGAUCGAAAUUUGCAGCGAUUUCAUAUGCAUAUACAUCUCCAACUACAUCAGCAAGUCAAAGAUCUUCCUACCCACUUCUAUCGUACUAUUCGACUAUGUUAUCACGAUACAGUCAUGGAUCAACGGAACUCGACAACUCCAUACAAACCUCGAAUGCAAAGGAAAACCCAUUUGUGAAGUCUUGGAUUGCAUCAUUUGCUGGGAACACAUAUACAACCUGCAUUGCUGGACAAUCACCGAAAUCAUCACGAUUGAUAUCACCAUUCUAUAUUUGCCUUUGGUGGCUCAUCAACAGAAUCGGUCGUCUUAUCAGAAGAUCGACGUGCUCAAUAUGGAAUGCCGCCGCCGCCAAUACACGCUUCCACAAUUUCCUUCCUACAGAAAGGAAUCACGUCAAAGAUUCAUUCGAACCGCCUCAACAGUCACUCUUUUGGCUACAUUCGUCCAAAUAUCAUCAUCGUGCUCAGAUAUCGUCAGCAUAACAAGCAAAUCCCACAACUGCGAAUUCAAUGAGACUGCUGAGAUAUGCACAGUAAACCAAGCAGUCAUACUUCAUCUCCAACCUAUCGGCCAGGAGUCAUGCCUCCUCUUACGAGACUCCAAGGAUAACCCUGCAGGAACCAUCCAUCUUCGACUGAACAGCGUUGUUUAUACAUGUCAGCAGAAAACCCACUUCUUCACCCGCGAUCACAGUUUUCACGUGGAGUCAAACCAUCAAUGCUGGGGAACUUACAGCUGUACCGGUGCAACAUGCAAAGGGACGACAAUUCGAUCGAAAAUCCCGGAAAUCAGUCGGAAUGCGAACAAAAGACCAGGUUUCACAUACUGCGCACCGAGUUGUAAAUGUCUGUGGUGCGAUUGGUGCUUUUGGUGCAAAGAAACUUGCAUUUUCUACCGGAAUUACGCAGAACCCGAAUCCUCAACGAUUUACAGAGUGUUCAGCUGUCCGACUUGGCCCAUUACAGUUUCGGGAAUAAUCACAAUUACAAUGCAUCAACAACAACAAUCUCAUCAGUCCCUCCUACAGCCUGCAACACCGUAUCGCUGGAAUGAUAUUCAACUUGCUCUA